Messenger RNA from Gaeumannomyces tritici R3-111a-1, 1610 nucleotides. RefSeq lists its product as hypothetical. The transcript is spliced from 3 exons. Bases 1 to 1023 code for a protein of 340 amino acids. The record is from RefSeq and is a predicted model, not a curated record. Lineage: Eukaryota; Fungi; Ascomycota; Sordariomycetes; Magnaporthales; Magnaporthaceae.
AUGGCCGACAAGGCACAGACCUUCGAGAUGCGGACCACCCAGACCUCGCUCCUCACCAUCGCCCUGGCCUCGGCCGUCAUGGGCUUCCCCACCCCGCGGGAGGCCGCGUCGCCCAUGACCCCGAUCACGCCGUCCGAGCUGGAGGCCAGGCAGGUCACCGACGUCGAGAAGCGGUCGCCCGCCUUCGCCCCGCUGUUCCUAAGCGGCCUAUUCGGCGGCGGCGGCGGCGCCUCGCAGACCACGACCACGACCACGACCACCAACCAGCAGAGCGAUAACCACAGCCAGAACCAGGUGCAGACGGGCGACAACAUGAUCACCAACGACGUCUCGGGCGGCAACAACUCGGGCCAGACCCAGAACAACAGCCAGAAGCAGAAGAUGAAGCAGAAGCAGGACGCCAUGAAGACCAAGAUGAAGGCCAAGGGCCGUGUCGGCCGCCGCGACAGCAAGAAGAAGGACGACAAGAAGAAGGACGACAAGAAGAAUAAGGGCGGCAACAAGCAGAACUCGUCCCAAAAGACGCAGCAGCAGCAGCAAAGCGACAACAGCAGCCGGAACAACGCGGGCGGCGGGCACGCGGCGGCCGACGCCAACGUGUCGGGGGGCAACAACGCGGGGCAGACGACCAACAACGACAACAAGAACAACGUCAGCGCGGCGGGCGGGUCGUCCAACGUGCAGAUCUACAACAACUACCCGGCCGCGCCGCCCGAGAACCAGCAGAAGUCGCAGGACCCCAUGGUGCUGGCGUACCAGAACGCCCGCAAGCAGCAGCUCGCCGCCGUCCAGCAGCAGAACGCCAUCGCCGCCACCCUCUACCGCCGCGACCUCGAGCAGGCCAUCGCCUCCCAGAACCGCAACAUUGACCUCGUCCUGCAAGCCGAGGAAAAGCUCAAGCAGGCCCAGCAGAAGGCCGCCGCCGGCGCUGGUGGUGCCCCCGCCCUUGUAGGCGCCUCCGCCAGCGCCUCUGCCGAGGUCACCGUUGACACUGCCGCCGGCAACUUUGACGAGGCUUACUAAGGCUGGCAUGCAGACUUGCCGCAUCCUCCGAAAUCGCGCGUCGUCCCGGUCCGCGUCGACAAGCGCACAAUCCUGCUCUUAGCAGCGCGUCGACAUGGCUCCAGGGGCCGGCUGAUCGGCCCCGGGAUAGAUAAGCGGGCGCGACCCCGACAGCCGGCACAGGUGGGCAGCAGCAUGCGGGCCCGGGGCCGACGAACGCGCCCCAACUGCCGGACUCCCUCGAAAAGAGCAGACACGACAUGAGGACACGGCACAAAAACAUCGCCCAUUUGCUAACAGCCGAUGCCGAGUGGUACAAUUGGGCGCCCCCGUCUGCGGAUACACCAAGUAUGAGCCAGCGAUGAGAGGGAGAUGCCCGGGUACAUGCAAAAUAAGGGGGCAAAACCUGACAAUAUUCCAGUCACAGACUGUCAAGGAUGAUUAUUUGUCCGCAGUCCACUGCCUCAUCUGGGUGCACUUCUCAGGCGGAAGGAGCCAUGUGAUGACCCGCGAUAGGACCGAGGCAGCUAAUUGACCCGAAGUUGUGAGAUUCCUGCAUGGGGAUCCUUCUGGUGCUCAGCACGCAACAUAAACAGCUUGGAUAAGAU